GAUGUUUAACUAUCAUUUAUGUAAUUAACAUAUCAAUUAUAAACUUAAAUCCAAAUUCUGAGUUUAACCCCAAUAUAGUGGUCAUGUUUCCAUAGUCAUGUGUAGAAUAUUCUCAAAGGUGCAAGCAAUUUUUUUUCAACUCUGUUUAAAAAAAAAAAGUGAAAAUUUUUGUUCAACUUUAAAAAACAAAAAAACAAAACAAAGUCUGUGAUGUUGCUUCACGUUUUGUUUGUCCUUUUGACCUUUUUAGAAAACGAAAAUACACACGCUCACGUUUGGUGUUUAAUGUAAUUUAUUAAUGGAAUAAUACCACUAUAAUGGUGCAUACAAAAAGUACAAUAUUUUUGAAACUACAUCGGUGUACCAUAUGAAUACCAUGACAUUGCGACAUUAUUUUUCUUGAGUAGAGGUCUUUUAUUUUGACGUGCAUUUUCCCAGUGUACAACCGCACAGGAAGUGCUUCGAACAAGAAAAGCGGAAGUUAUUGAAGAAAUAAUUUGUGUUCUAAUGUAAGCAUUCUCACGGCCAAUUUUUACUUAAUGCGUAUGAUUAGUAAUGUCGUAUGACUACAGUUUCAUUAAUCUCGCCGAUACGUCUGCUUGUGUACACUGGGUGCCCGGGUGGAUCUGUGAUCUGCAUCCGUCUACAGUCUGAGCUCUUCUUCUUCUUGCACUCUACCUCUGAACACUCAUACGAUCUCCAUCUCUCUGUCUCCCACAUGAGCGCAGCGUUUUAUUCCCGCUGGGCCGAGCGCCAUGCCUGACCGGGAUAGCGCCUACCUAGCAGGUGGUGGUGGGGGUGGCAGUGGGACGGGGGUGGGCACUGGGGUUGGGGACGAGGGAGGGUCCGGGACGGGUGGAGAAGGUAGAGUGACAGGGGUUGGUGGCUCAGCGGGCUGUGCAGGGGGUAACGGAGGUCCCGGGGCAAUGGGAGGCGGCGGGGCAUUAGGAAACGGUGCUUUUGGAUCCGGUCUGGGACUGGACGGCGUUUGCCGGGAUUUUUUGCGGAACGUGUGCAAGCGUGGAAAGCGCUGCCGCUUCCGUCAUCCGGACUUCAAUGAGGUUCCCGAUUUGGGCGUGCAAAAGAACGAGUUCAUCUUCUGCCACGACCAUCAGAACAAAGAGUGCGUGCGCACCAACUGCAGAUUCGUGCAUGGCUCGAAGGAGGACGAGGACUAUUAUAAGAAAACCGGAGAGCUUCCGCUUCGGCUCAGGGGGAAGGUAGCAGCCGGGUUGGGUUUGUCUCCGACUGACCUUCCGUUGAGCCGUGGCGAGGUGCCUAUUUGCAGGGACUACCUGAAAGGAGAGUGCCAGCGGGGCAAUAAGUGCAAGUUCCGGCACGUCAGGAAGGAUUAUGAGUAUGAAGCCCCAUCCCGGGGUGGAGUCGGUUGUAUGAUGGGCGUCACCGGUGGCGUCAGCGGGAUGGUGAACACCGGCGGCGUUGGAGCAGGCGGUGUUGGCGGUGCCUGCGGCGGGAUGUCUGGUCUCGUUGGUGGUGGUGUUGGUAACUACAUGGGAAUGGGAUGUCCCAACAUGGGCGGCUGCAGAGAGCAGGGCAUGUCGGGUGGAGUUGGGGGCUCGUUGAGCGGCUGCAUUUCGAUGGGAACAGCAGGUCAUCGGCGGUAUGACAGGGGCCCUUGCUCCGUCUACGACCCUCUGUUUGAGAAUGGCAUGUUCGAAGCGGGGCCGGUGGAGGCUCCUGUCGACCACACGUCCUUCCAGCUGAAGAGACGGCGUUUGGAGGGGCUGCGGUUGACCGAUGGGACCGUUGGUGGACAUUAUGACCUGGGGGUUCAGACCACCCUGUCGACCCGGCCGUUAGAGUACCGCUUAUUAGAAGAGGAGAACUCCUUGCUGAGAAAAAGAGUGGAGGAGCUUAAGAAACAGGUGUCCAAUCUCAUAGCCACCAACGAGGUGCUCCUGGAGCAGAACGCUCAGUUCCGAAGCCAGGCUAAAGUGAUGACGCUGUCCUCCACCCCUGCUCCGUCUGAGCAGAGUCUGGCGCCCCCUGUUGGUUCUGUCAGCUCCUACAACCAUGGCAUCGCCCAGACGCACACCACUCUGAGCAGUGCUGGUCUGCAGCCCCGUCCCGUCACGCAGCAGGAUCUGGUGGCCCCGUCCGGUGCGCCGACCGCCCCUCCAGCCAAUGCGGCGCCCCCUACCGCACCCCCUCCACAUCUGAACCCUGACCCCAUCUCUGCCGCCCUCGCUCAGACUAUCGCCCAGGGAAUGGCUCCGCCUGUUUCCAUGGCCCCUGUUGCGGUUUCUGUAGCACCGGUCGCUGUGUCGAUGGCACAACCGCUGCCGGGCAUCACGAUGAGCCAUGCGACCACACCGAUGGUGUCGUAUCCCAUCGCCAGUCAGAGUAUGAGGAUCACAACCUUGCCUCAUUAGUAUGAACAGAUGUUUUCAGCAAUAUAUACACAAGUCAAGGAAAUUCUCCUUACACCCUUUUGUUUAACUUACCAAUAACAUGGUAAGUUUCUCAGGUGAAGGGUCUGUUUUGACUGAAGGAACUUACAGAUUUCUGUAGAGGCAAAAUACAGAUCUCCUCUUGUGAAUAUUUGAAACAUAUUUCGGUUUUCUUGCCACGCUUUUGCGGAUGAUUGCCUUUAAGAGAGCCGAAAGAAAGAUUCCUUUGAGAUUGUGGACAUUUAUUAACUCAUUUUGAAAGAUGUCACUAUUCAGCUAAUCACUACAGAAGGAUUGUGAAUUUACUUGUUAGCUGUCAGUUUUAGUUUGACUCCUUUUUUAAUAGUUUUUUGAAUUGCUUUCGUGUGAACUGAUUAUUGGUCUUUUGCACAAGAUUAAUGAAUCUGACCCAUUAAGUACCAUUAUUAAUUCUUGUAUUGUUUCUUCACACAACAAAUCAUAUGAGGGCAUACAAAUGUUUUAUUUAUUUCUUUUGGAAACUAAAUAACUGCAUUUUUCUGUCUAAAUAUUGGCCAUGUUUCGUUCAUCUUUGGUGAGUAUCUUUCUGAAAUGUUGAUGAAAAAUUAUAUUUCUUAUCAAACCAAACUUCUUUUAUGAGUUUGAUCACUUUCUCAUGUUCUGUUGAGCAUACCGUCCAUUGUUUGCACUCUCAGACCUGUUCACUUACGAUCAGAUCACCACAGACUGUUAUGGGUGUAACUGGAUGUGUAAAUAUUAUAGUCAUUAAUAUUAAAUCACUGAUUCACUUCUUAUGUUUAAAAAUAUUUUCCUCAUGCCCAAUUAACACAGAGUAAACAGUUUUAUGUAAAAGUUAGAUAGGAAAUUCACAGCAUUUUAUAAUGUCUUGUAUCUGGAAACCCCCAGAUUUUUGAAAAGCUAUCACUUUAUUGCUCGUAAUCAGUUUUCAGAAGUGAACUGUCAUCUUUUAGUGUUUGCUUGUGAUGUUUUUAAGCUAAUAUAUAAGGUUUGGAGUCUCUCUGAUUAAGGUAGAGUGGUUAACUAUUAGGGUUAUCAUGCAAAAAGUAUGAGCAUGAGAUGUGUAUUUAAUUUGACCUGUUCUCAAGCUCCUUUCUUUCUUUAAUCUGAUAAUCCACCAGCAUUAGGCCUGCAGGACACAAGUACAUCUGGAUGCUCUGGAACAGACAAACUAGUGUCUAUAUUGGGAGCCAUUAUAUGAAAACUAAUGUGAAUGACUUGCCCAUGAAUACAGAUUUCGAGCAGAAGGCGGUCAGCUGGUAUCAGAGCAUCAAUAUUUCAGCUGUUGUGGCUAGAAGGGAUACAGCUAAAACUGGAAGCUAACAAUAAACUUAAUUUUCUACCUAUUAGAUUGUGUUUUAUAAACGUCAACACCUACCCCUUACAAUAAUGCAAAAACAGUAAAUAUUGUUGUACAGUGUGACAAAAAUUACACUAUAUUGAUGUGCGCAUGCCCAGUAGACAAACCUGUGUAUACCAUCUAGCCUUAACCAGUUUCAGCCUUCUUUUACUGUCUUUAAAUCAAUACAAGCUAGUUUUGACUAGUAAAAUUUCACUUUAAAGAGAAAUAAUUUAAUAAAUCUUUAGUUUAAACUGUAGAUAUCAGAAGAAAAGAAAAAAAACCAUUUGCAAUAAUGACUAAAGCUAAUGCAUUCAGAAUAUGUUGCAUAUCAUUUCUUGUCAAAAAAGUGGAAUUUAUCUCAAAAUUUGGAGCCAAUUGUAAUUGGAUGAACAAAGAGAUAGUCCUUUUUUAUUUAAACUAGCCAAAACUGCAUUAGACAUGUUUACCUGU
This is a messenger RNA of Onychostoma macrolepis, 4200 nucleotides long. It is a transcript of the gene zc3h10, whose product is annotated as zinc finger CCCH-type containing 10. The transcript is spliced from 3 exons. The record is from RefSeq and is a predicted model, not a curated record. Gene Ontology annotation, molecular function: metal ion binding. NCBI's taxonomy places the organism in Eukaryota, Metazoa, Chordata, Actinopteri, Cypriniformes, Cyprinidae. The coding region runs from base 756 to 2393 and encodes 545 amino acids.